This is a messenger RNA of Zingiber officinale, 1141 nucleotides long. RefSeq names its product peroxidase 40-like. Gene Ontology annotation, biological process: hydrogen peroxide catabolic process; response to oxidative stress. Gene Ontology annotation, molecular function: peroxidase activity; heme binding. NCBI's taxonomy places the organism in Eukaryota, Viridiplantae, Streptophyta, Magnoliopsida, Zingiberales, Zingiberaceae. The record is from RefSeq and is a predicted model, not a curated record. Bases 80 to 889 code for a protein of 269 amino acids. The transcript is spliced from 3 exons.
CUUGUACCUCACCAGCUGCCCGCUGGCGGAGGCCAUCAUCUUCUCCGGCGUGCAGCGUGCUGUGGCCGACGAUGCCCGCAUGGCCGCCUCCCUCCUCCGCCUCCACUUCCACGACUGCUUCGUCAAUGGUUGCGACGCGUCGGUGCUUCUGGACGACACGGCGGAGAUGACGGGGGAGAAGACGGCGGGGCCGAACGCCAACUCGCUGAGGGGUUUCGACGUGGUGGACGGGAUCAAGGCGGAGCUGGAGAUGGCCUGCCCGGAGACGGUUUCCUGCGCCGAUCUCCUCGCCAUUGCUGCCCGAGACUCUGUUCUUUUGUCGGGAGGACCGACAUGGCCGGUGGAGGUCGGCCGGAGGGAUGGCACUGUCGCCAGCUUGUCCAUGGCCACCACCAACCUCCCAUCUCCGACGUCCGGCGUCGCUACCCUUCUCCAAAAGUUUGAAAACGUCGGCCUCUCCGCCAAGGACAUGGUCGCUCUCUCCGGCGCCCACACCAUCGGCAAGGCCCGCUGCUCCACGUUCGCCUCCCGCCUCACCGGCACAGGCGACCGUCUCUUCCUGCAGUCUCUGCGGCAGCUCUGUUCUGGGUCGCCAUCGUCAAAUGGGACGACGACAGCCUCAUCGUUGGUCCACCUCGACGUGGGCUCGCCAAUGGUGUUUGACAACCAGUACUACGCCAACCUUUUCGCCGGCGAGGGGCUACUUCAGUCGGACCAGGCCCUGGCUGGGGAAGCAGGGGAGGUGGGCCUGCUCGCAAAGGCCUAUGCCGCAGACGAGGCGCUGUUCUUCGAGGACUUCACGGCCUCCAUGGUGAGGAUGGGCAGGCUGGCGCCGCCAGCGGGCAGCUCUGGCGAGGUCCGCAAAAGUUGCCGGGCAGUCAACUCUUAAUUAGCUUAAGCACUAUAUAUAUAUAGCAUCAAUUAUCAUAACUUAAUCAUGAUGAUUAACUAACUAAUCACUAGAAGUAUACUAGCGUCCUAAGUAUGCACCAGUGUGUUACUGUGACUAAGGUAGAAACAGAUGUUAAUUUGUGGGGUUUAGUGGUUAAUUUGAAUGUUAUCACUAUGAUUUUAAUUAGGUAAACUAUUGGAUCAAAGAUUAAAGAAUCAAGAUCAAAAGCUAUGCAUCUAUAAAACUCUA